Molecule: messenger RNA, 1233 nt
Organism: Amphimedon queenslandica
Lineage: Eukaryota; Metazoa; Porifera; Demospongiae; Haplosclerida; Niphatidae
Product: zinc finger MYM-type protein 1-like
Exons: 2
Coding region: 1-1233 (410 amino acids)
Source: RefSeq, a predicted model, not a curated record
AUGAAAAGAUCAUAUUUGUCUGGCUCUGAGAAGCGAAAGCGUAGAAAGGAAAAGGAAACUGCUGCUCUUAAAAAUUCCCACACAUUGUUUAGUGUUGGUUUUCAUAAAGUUGGAACCAGCAGCACCCCGCACAGUAGCAGUAGCACAGCUCACAAUCUUAAUACUGAUGAUGAUGAUGCAAGCAGCUGCAGUGAUGAUCUUGCCAACGUUGGUGAUGACUUGAAGUUAAGCGACAAGAAUAGCAAUAGUGAUAUUGACUCUGUGAUGGAUUUAUGUGGACAUGGUACUUCAUCCAGUCCGCUCAACAACGCUUUGACACAGGCAUCCGUGGCACAACAUGAGGAGCCCGACACUUGUUACACUCCGAAUGGGUGUGACAUUGGUAAACUGCUAAAAACCACACUGACUGAUUCUGAAGUUAAGCAGACCAUUCUCUCUGGUCCGAUUCAUUAUCCAAAGUCUUUUCCUAGAGAUAGUAAGAACGUAAAAUUUCCCGUAUCAAUUUUGACUUCUAAACUGCAGAAUGGCAACUACGUGGAACGUGAUUGGUUGGUUUGGAGUGAGGAAAAGACAGCUUUAUUUUGUUUUCCCUGUCGAAUUUUUUCUUGCAGUGAAGUUAGUCACUUGUCAAGUGUUACAGGAUGGUCUACCGAAAUUGGAUGGAAAAAGCUGUAUGAUAGAAUUCCAAUGCAUGAAAAAAGCAUUACUCACAGGGAGAAUUACAUUCGGUGGAGAGAAGCAGAGUUGCACCUACACGAUGAUGGUAUAGAUGUUCGAUUAAGUGACGACAUUAGAUCUGAGAAAUUAAGGUGGAGAGAGAUUCUGAAGAGGAUUAUUGAUGUUAUUCUCUUUUUGGGUGAACGGGGAUUGGCAUUUCGAGGGUCGACACAGAAAAUAGGUCAUAGAGAUAAUGGUAACUUCCUAGGUAUUAUGGAGCUUCUCAGUCAUUAUGAUCCCUUGUUGCGAGAGCAUGUAAUUAAAGUGGCUGAAUCACAGAAAGAAGGAAAGCGGUUACCUGUGCAUUACCUAUCCAGUGAUUCUCAGAAUGAGUUUAUAUCUGCCUGUGCAUAUCAUGUGAGACAGACAAUUUUAGAAGAACUAAUGAAUGCCAAGUAUUAUUCGGUUAUUGUUGAUGCUACUCCAGAUUGCUCUCAUAGUAACGGAGGUAGUUUACCGACACCUAACGUUUGGAAGGAUCUCACUGGACUCACGAUUCCUUGGUACUGGAUGUGA